Messenger RNA from Diaporthe amygdali, 2073 nucleotides. RefSeq lists its product as uncharacterized. The transcript has 4 exons. The record is from RefSeq and is a predicted model, not a curated record. Gene Ontology annotation, biological process: regulation of transcription by RNA polymerase II. Lineage: Eukaryota; Fungi; Ascomycota; Sordariomycetes; Diaporthales; Diaporthaceae. Gene Ontology annotation, molecular function: RNA polymerase II transcription regulatory region sequence-specific DNA binding; DNA-binding transcription factor activity, RNA polymerase II-specific. Bases 1 to 2073 code for a protein of 690 amino acids.
AUGCUUGUUUCCAGGCAACGCGAUUCCGAGAAAAACCACUGGUCGACAAGCAAAUACGAGACCCUUUACCACAGGUCGGAAGCCAGUCCACGCAUGUCGAACAAUUUUGACGCUCCUUUGUCGACACAGUCUGACUGGCAGGGACAGCAGUACUCGUAUCUCCCUCCUGGGGAAAGUUCCAUCUAUGCACAGUCUUAUGGCCAUGGAGCAGCUUCCGGUGGCAACUCCGAGUCCCAGGCACAGCCGCGCAGUGCUGCCGAGGCUAGCAGCUCCAUGGACGUAGAGCCGAAGACGGAGCCGAAUACACUGAGUCCGCCUCUGAGCCUACGACGGGGUGCGGAUCCCCUGGGUCUACGUCAACAAAGACAACCAUCGCCUAUUGCUGAGCAGUCAGAGACGCAGGGCGAUGUAUACGCUCAGAAGGCAGCAGAGUCCUUGAAAGAGGAUUCAGUAGCCUCGACGGACACUCCCGGGAUGUCGCUAGGAUCCAACCCAGUGAGCUCGGUCUCUUCUGCGGGCCAGGGCCCGGAGCUACCAGCCAGCCAGUCUGGCCCUGAGGACCAGGUGGCCAAGCAGGAGGACGAUGAUGACGUGAUAGAUGAAGAUGACAUGGUCGACGGCGACACAGAAGCAGCACUGCAGCAGAUGACACCCGCUGAAAGAACCGCGGCUCGGAGGAAGAUGAAGAGGUUCAGGCUCACACACCAGCAAACACGGUUCCUAAUGAGCGAGUUUGCGAAGCAGCCACACCCUGAUGCUGCGCACAGGGAACGAUUGUCGAGGGAAAUCCCAGGCCUGAGUCCCCGGCAGGUGCAAGUUUGGUUCCAGAACAGGCGAGCGAAGAUCAAGCGCCUCACAGCUGAUGACAGGGAGCGCAUGAUCAAGAUGAGGGCCGUGCCUGAUGACUUUGACAAUGUUCAGGCUCUUCACUCACCAUACGGAGCCGUUCACGGCCUCGGUACUCCAAUGGCGUCUCCUGUUGGCUUUGGUCCGGGCCCGUAUCCGGAUCACCUUAUGAGGGGACCACUGGUGGUGGAUGUCAGACGAGCUGAGGGCGGCGAACAUAUGUCGUCCAGCGGGCUGAGUCCAGCUUUUGGCAGCAUCGGAUUCAACACAUCGGCGUCCAUGAGCAACCCAGACCUGCUGACUCCCAUGUCCCAAGAGUCCGGUGACCGGUAUGAUUACUCGAACCACUUGACUCCGCUGAGUGCCGGGCCCAGGACUUCCAACCCCUUUGGAAGACAGGGCAGCAUGGAGACGGGAAUGCCUGUUCAGAAUCAUCACUCGAGACAGCAAAUGCGGCCUCUUCAGCCACUUCAACUCAGAGAGACGCUCACCCGGUCUAGAUCCGACAACCUCCAAUCACCCCUUAGAUCGAGCAUGUCCUGGAAAGGAGACUCGAUCGACUACUCGUCUUACCAUCCUGCGGCUGGCAGCCCAACACCCUUGAGUGGGCGACAGCAGUCUGUUUACCAGCCUUCAGAAGGACUCAGCGGUUCUCCUUCGACGACGUUGGGCGGCUACGAAUCGAGCACUUAUGCCGGUUCAUCUGUGACAUCUCCCACGCACAUGUCAUAUCCAAACUUUCAGUCAAACUCCUUCCAAAACUCACAGAACCGCUCCCGCCUGCGCGCCUCAUCUGCAACUCUUCCGCUCGGCCUCGAUCUGAGCGGCCAGCGAUCGUUCUCCGCUUCCCACCACGGCAUGCGCUCCGCAACCUCGCCAACCCACCGCCAUGCCGCAGUCACUUCCGCGCCAUAUUCCACGGGAUUCCCGACGGCGCCUCUGACGGCGCCGAGUGAUUUCUCUUUACCGAGAACACCAGGGUUCCCAACGAGACCGCACGACUAUUCGAUGCCACAGAUGAGUGCGCCAAUUGCGCCGCCCAACGAUUUCUCGCAGGCCUUCCACGCUAGCAUGAGCUCGGGACACAGCUCGAGGACACCGAUGCGAGACCAAUUUGGAGGCGGUGGUCCCUUGGGUGACAGGAGUGGCGAGGACUACGGAGGACCUGGUGGCGAGCUGAAGAGAAAGAGGAGCUUCACGAUCCCACAAGGCAGCUCAGCGCACUGA